UAUAAUAUUUACAAUACAUCAUCAUGCUGUAUAAACUGACCCAAUCCGGUGUCUGUCUUUUGCCCCUGCCCUUAUAUUCCACUCUUUAAUAUUGUUCAGUUUUUAGACAUUGAUUUUAUUUCAUUUAUUUUUACUCACCAAUUUGUUGUCAGCAAAGUUAUACUCUCAUUUUAUUAAUAAGAAAAUUAUACUCACAUUAUGUACUUUAUAUUUAUCUUAUAGUAUACUAUCUGACAUUGUUCUUUGUAUGACUUUCUAUAUAGAUUUAAUUUACCUAUAUAUUUAACUGAUACUACAUACUUUUCUGAAUUUGUUUUAAAUUCCUGUGUGCAGUUUUGGUUUUAUGAAAUAUUCUUCAUUUAACAGUUUUACCUUUCUCAAAAAGGAAACCUGAAGUAUUCUUCUGGAUUAAAAAUAUAACAACUACAAUGUGUUUUCUCAAAGUGAUAAUUGAAAAGUAAAUCUGUAAUCAUUUCCUCUUAGCACUUAUCUCAUUUAUAAUCAUUAUCAUGAUUUAACUUAAAAUAGUGACUUUGCUUCAGGACGCUGACAAGAUCGAGGAAAGGAGCUCUUCAAAAUUGGAAGAGGAGGAAGAAAUUGACAUUGACCUUGAAGAUCCAGAGGUUGAAGCUGCUGCUUUGAAAAUUCAGGGUCAAUUUAAAGGCUUCAAAGCUCGAAAACAAGUCAAAGCAAUGAAGGAGGAAACAAAUAAGGACACUGAAUCUGAAGAAAAAGUUGUUGAAAAUAAUGAAAAUGCUGAAGAAGAAAUAGACAUUGAUCUAAAUGACCCAGAGGUUGAGCAAGCUGCCUUGAAAAUACAAGGACAAUUUAAAGGUUUUAAAGCUAGAAAACAGGUUAAGACUAUGAAAGAGGAACAACAAACUGUGCAAGAUAAUGCAAUUAAAGAUGAAGAGGAACCAAAGAUUGUGGAGGAUGAAGAAGAAGUAGAUAUUGACCUCGAAGAUCCGGAGGUUGAAAAAGCAGCCUUGAAAAUUCAAGGACAAUUCAAAGGCUUCAAGGCAAGAAAACAAGUCAAGGCAAUGAAGGAAGAAGAAAAACCCAUUGAAAAUGAAACUCCAAAAGAUGAGGUUAAACCUAAAGAUGAAGAAGAAGAAGUUGAUAUUGACCUUGAAGAUCCAGAAGUAGAAAAGGCAGCUUUGAAGAUUCAAGGCACAUUUAAAGGUUUCAAAGCUCGACAAGAAAUUAAAGCAAAAAUAGAAGAACAAUCAAAAGAUGACAAAGUUACAAAUGAUGAUAAUACUACUCUACCUCAAGAUCAGGAUGAAGAGGAAAUUGACAUUGACCUUAAUGACCCUGAAGUUGAAAAAGCAGCUCUAAAGAUUCAAGGUCAAUUCAAAGGGUUCAAGGCCAGGAAGUCUAAGAAGGAUGAGCCCAAGGUCAACCAGGAUUGA
Messenger RNA from Owenia fusiformis, 1412 nucleotides. NCBI's taxonomy places the organism in Eukaryota, Metazoa, Annelida, Polychaeta, Sabellida, Oweniidae. The record is from the annotation of a GenBank genome assembly.